Molecule: messenger RNA, 1052 nt
Organism: Phyllotreta striolata
Lineage: Eukaryota; Metazoa; Arthropoda; Insecta; Coleoptera; Chrysomelidae
Source: the annotation of a GenBank genome assembly
UAGAAAGGCCGAUAUGAAUUGUUUUAAAAACGAUUAUUAAGGAAGCAAAAUGAUUUUAACGAAAACAGAAGGCUCUCGAAGUCAUUUGAGCGAACCGUUUUACUCCAAAGUAAUAUCGGAAAACGAGCAAAUACUUUGCAUAGAAUUCUCCCAGUUCGAGUGGUCUCAAGAUGUAAUUCUAAUAGGUUUUAAGAGUAAAAUCGUGCUGGCUCAUCUUGAAAUAGAUCCGUUUGAUGUUAAAAUUAUAACAGAAUUCGCACAUCCGGUUAGAUGCACUACGUUAAGUAUUUCUCCGGAUACUUCCUUAGCACUUUCACCGAGGGAAGUCUUAUUUUGUGCCGGUGGAGCAGAUUUUAAGCUGAGGAUAUUCAAAAGCGAUUUAGGAGAAACUAAUUUGUGCAAAGUCUUAAGCGGUCACAACAGUUACAUAAACGACUGCUCGUUCGACACCGAAAACCAGUAUUUAGCAUCAACGGGCGACGACAACACACUUAGAAUUUGGUAUAAGGAGACUUUUGAAUUGAAAUGCACGAUGCCUUUGAUGUCCCCAGGUAUGAACGUCUACUGGCACAGAGCUGAUAGCGGUAAGCUUCUUGUAGCCGAAAAAAUGGGUAUAAUUCGACUCUGUAACGUAGAAAAGGAAAUAUGUUUCCAAUCAAUCAACUUCUGCAAACCUCUAUCUAGUUUCCAUUGGUCUCCGUCCGAUAUCUUCAUCGUUGCUUCGCUGCUCUUCGGAGAAUUGCAAAUAUGGGACUUAACCAACGUGUGUUUACCGUUACAAGUAAGUACGCUUUUCUCGAAGAACGGAGGCCAAAUCAAGUUCUCUCCACUAGGCGAGCUAGUAGCAGGUAUUAAUAACUUAGAUCAGAUGUUGAAGGUAUUUCAUGUUAAAAGCGAAAGUAUCAAACUAUCGGCCAGCGUUACGCUGCCUUCGAAUAUUUGCUGGCAUUACCGGUACCCUUUAGUUUGCAUCGGGGACGACAGCAAAUUAUGCUUUUGGAAAGUCACAGCAAACUGAUAUUUUACAAACUUUUUUUUUUAUUAAAUAAACG